This is a messenger RNA of Diorhabda carinulata, 755 nucleotides long. RefSeq lists its product as uncharacterized. The record is from RefSeq and is a predicted model, not a curated record. The coding region runs from base 234 to 614 and encodes 126 amino acids. NCBI's taxonomy places the organism in Eukaryota, Metazoa, Arthropoda, Insecta, Coleoptera, Chrysomelidae. The transcript is spliced from 2 exons.
GUCCUAAUUAUUUGAUCACCCGGUCGUUUUUAUUUGUUAAACAUGCAGUAUACAAUAAAUAAAAUCUGUGCUCGUUAUCUCCGUAUGUUAUUUACUUAAUCCGAAGUGGGUUAUUACUCCAUUUCGCAGCGAAUAGAUACCAAGAUUAAGUGAAAACAAAAUGGUGAUCGUACCUGCUGAAUGUUUUUACAUCGCGCUUUAUUAAGAAUAUUUUGAAUAAAAAAAUCACCACAAUGGCUAAGGCGCAAAUCAACAGUAAUCAAAGUAAAGUUAUUGCCGCUAAAACGACGACAACUACGACUGUGACAGAUAAAUGCAGCCUGUGUUUAGUAAUAACAACCGGCGUGACGUUAAUUUUAGUGGUAAUAAUUGGGAUUUGCGUAAAAUUUUUACUGGACAACUACGUUUCAAACAUAACUCUUAUAUGUUUGAUAUGUUUUGAGAUAGUUCUCGGCAUUAUAGUUUUAUCGAUAUUAGCCUGGCGGAGAAAAAAAUCUAAAACCAAUCAAACGGUGGUGGCGGUUCGAAGAAAUGGCCAAUAUCAAAGUCUUCAGCCAACAGCACCAGUAGAUUCAUCUUGGGAUUAUACAAACAGAGAAACGAUGCCGGUUUAAUUAUUUAUUUUAUGAAUUUGUGGUCGUUUACAUUUCAAUAAAUCUACUAAAUGCACUUAGGUCAUUAGCUAUAAAUAACCUAUAAAUAUAUUUCAAUUACUGAUUUAUAUAAUUUUAUAAUAAAAUUUGUCUCAUUAUGUA